Molecule: messenger RNA, 4251 nt
Organism: Scleropages formosus (Asian bonytongue)
Lineage: Eukaryota; Metazoa; Chordata; Actinopteri; Osteoglossiformes; Osteoglossidae
Gene: nrd1a
Product: nardilysin a (N-arginine dibasic convertase)
Exons: 31
Coding region: 210-3518 (1102 amino acids)
Biological process (GO): proteolysis
Molecular function (GO): metal ion binding; metalloendopeptidase activity
Source: RefSeq, a predicted model, not a curated record
CAAGCGUGUGUUUACCGGACAAGCGCAGCUGUUCGUAGAACUUUGUUAAACAUUAUUUACGAUCGUGCGAUGAUUUCAUUGUAACGGUUGUUUAUUUACGAUCGUAGUGGUGUGGCUUUACUUUGAGACCAACAUAACAGGUUGCCGCGCGCCGCCCCCCCGCUCCUCCUCCUCGUGCCCCUCACACGUGCGUUGCCGCGCCAAGAAAGAUGCCCCAGACGAACAAGGCCAAGACUGCGGCGUGUGGUCCCGGUCAGCAGGGCGGUGUGGAGCCUCCGCCGCCGCCGCUUCCGCCACAGGGGGAGCCCAGGGAACAGGGCGCAUCGGCUGUGGGCGCUGGAGACAACCAGGGGGACGGCCUCAUAGUCAAGUCCCCCAGUGACCCCAAACAGUACAGGUACAUUGAGCUGAGCAACGGGCUGAAAACACUCCUCAUCUCAGACCUCAGCGGUGCAGACGGAAACCCCGCCUCCGAGGAAGACGACUCGGAAGGGGACGAGAGCGAGGGAGAGGAGGGAGAGAGUGGGGAGGAGGAGGAGGAAGAAGGGGACUCUGGCGAGGGGACGGAGGAGGAGUCGGAGGAGGGAGAGGAAGAGCAGGACAGUGACUUUGAAGAGCUAGAUGAGAACAGCGAAGGACGAAAGAAAAAAGCAUGCUCUGAGAAGCAGUCUGCAGCUGCUCUGUGUAUUGGAGUUGGGAGCUUCAGUGACCCUGAUGACCUGCCAGGCUUGGCACAUUUUCUUGAACACAUGGUCUUCAUGGGCAGUGAGAAGUACCCAGCAGAGAAUGGUUUCGAUGCCUUCCUUAAGAAACACGGAGGCAGUGAUAAUGCCUCCACAGACUGCGAGAGGACCAUCUUCCAGUUCGAUGUGCAGAGGAAGCACUUCAGAGAAGCCCUGGACAGGUGGGCACAGUUCUUCAUCUGCCCUCUGAUGAUCAAAGAUGCCAUUGACAGGGAGGUGGAGGCUGUGGACAGUGAGUACCAGUUGGCCAAACCCUCGGACUCUCACCGCAAGGAAAUGCUUUUUGGUAGCCUGGCAAAGGCCACUCACCCUAUGGGAAAGUUCUGCUGGGGUAAUGCUCAGACACUGAAGCAUGAACCCAGAGAGAAGAACAUCAACACCUAUGAGCGUCUCCGGGAAUUCUGGAAAAGGCAUUAUUCUGCCCACUACAUGACCUUGGCUGUUCAGUCAAAAGAGAGCCUGGACGCAAUGGAGGAGUGGGUGAGAGAGAUCUUCAGCAAGAUCCCCAACAAUGGUCUCCCAAAGCCCGAUUUCUCUCAUCUGCAAGACCCUUUCGAUACCCCGGCUUUCAACAAGCUCUACAGAGUGGUGCCCGUGAGGAAGGUGCAUGCUCUUACCAUCACCUGGGCAUUGCCUCCACAGGAGAAGUACUACAGGGUGAAGCCCCUCCACUAUAUUUCCUGGCUGAUUGGUCACGAAGGCACUGGCAGCAUCCUCUCCUUGCUCAGGAAGAAGUGCUGGGCUCUGGCUCUGUUUGGUGGGAACAGCGAGACCGGCUUUGAUCAAAACACCACCUACUCCAUCUUCAGCAUCUCCAUCACCCUGACGGAUGAGGGCUUCCAGAACUUCUACCAGGUGGUCCAUUUAGUGUUCCAGUACCUGAAAAUGCUUCAAACUCUCGGACCCCAGCAAAGAAUAUAUGAGGAAAUCCAAAAGAUUGAAGCUAAUGAAUUUCACUAUCAGGAGCAGACUGACCCCAUUGAAUACGUAGAGGACAUCUGUGAGAACAUGCAGCUGUUUCCCAAAGAGGACUUCCUGACUGGAGACCAGCUCAUGUUUGAGUAUAAUCCAGAGGUGAUCUCGGCAGCUCUGAACCUGCUCGUGCCAGAUAAGGCCAAUCUGUUGCUGCUGUCACCCGAACAUGAGGGUCACUGUCAGCUGAAGGAGAAGUGGUUCGGCACACAGUACAGUGUGGAAGAUAUAGAGCAGGAGUGGAGAGAUCGAUGGGCAGGAGAUUUUGAGCUCAAUCCAGACCUUCACCUUCCAGCUGAAAACAAAUUCAUAGCAACGGAUUUCACUCUCAAAACACCUGAUUGUCCUGACACUGAAUUCCCUGUCAGGAUUGUUAACAAUGAGAAAGGUUGCCUGUGGUUCAAGAAGGACACCAAAUUCAAGAUACCCAAAGCUUAUGUCCGCUUCAAUCUCAUUUCCCCUAUGAUCCAAAAGUCCCCUGAGAACCUGGUGCUCUUUGACAUCUUCGUGAACAUCCUGGCCCACAACUUGGCAGAGCCCGCCUACGAGGCCGACGUGGCCCAGCUGGAGUACAAGCUUGUGGCUGGGGAGCACGGCCUGGUUAUCAAGGUCAAGGGCUUCAACCAUAAGCUCCCGCUGCUGCUGAACCUGAUCGUGGACUACCUGGCCAACUUCACGGCAGCACCGGAUGUCUUCGCAAUGUUCUCUGAGCAGCUGAAAAAGACUUAUUUCAACAUCCUUAUUAAGCCUGACAAACUGGGGAAAGACCUGCGGCUACUUAUCCUUGAGCAUGCGCGCUGGUCAAUUGUCCAGAAGUACCAGGCCAUCAUGAAGGGUCUCAGUGUGGCUGACCUGAUGGACUUUGUCCAGAGCUUCAAGUCUGAGCUCUAUGCAGAGGGACUGGUGCAGGGCAAUUUCAUCAGCUCCGAAUCCAUGGAGUUUCUUCAGUAUAUUAUAGACAAGCUGCAGUUCAAGCGUCUGUCAGUAGAGGUCCCUGUCCUCUUCCGGGUGGUGGAGCUUCCUGAGAAACACCACCUCUGCAAAGUGAAGUCUCUUAACAAAGGAGAUGCGAACUCGGAGGUCACAGUUUACUACCAGUCUGGGCCCAGAAGUUUGCGGGAGCACGCGCUCAUGGAGCUCCUUGUGAUGCACAUGGAGGAGCCCUGCUUUGAUUUCCUGAGAACCAAGGAGACGCUAGGGUAUCAUGUCUACCCAACCUGCAGAAACACCUCAGGCAUUCUGGGAUUUUCUGUCACUGUGGAGACACAGGCCACAAAGUUCAACACUGAACUUGUGGAGACAAAAAUUGAAGAGUUCCUGGACAGUUUUGGGGAGAAGAUGGCCAGUCUCUCGGACGACGCUUUUAAGACACAGGUGACGGCUCUGAUCAAGCUCAAGGAGUGUGAGGACACGCAUCUUGGCGAGGAGGUGGACAGGAACUGGUUCGAGGUUCUCAGUCAGCAGUACGUGUUUGACAGACUCGGCAAAGAGAUUGAUGCACUGAAGCAGAUGACCAAAGCAGAGCUGGUCUCUUGCUUUAUGGAGCACAGAGGUCAAACCGGCAAGAAGCUCAGUGUCCAUGUGGUAGGAUUUGGAGAGGCUGAGAACGACCCACCUGAAGAUUCCUGCUCCCCAGGGGUAGGCGGUGAUGACGGGGGACAGAAGACCUCUUCGUACGGCGAGGUGUCCAAGCUCACCUUCCUGCCUGCCACGUCCACGCUGGCCUCUGCCGUGGUGAUCGCAGACAUCCGCGCCUUCACCUCCUCGCUGAACCUCUACCCUUACCACAAGAUUCUCAAAUAAGUGGGACCCCGGAGGAGUCGUGUCGAAGACCUUCGGGGUAGAAAUCGGCCUGUCGCUUCUGAGACAAAGCGCUGUCACCGCAGGGAAACGCACGGACCCUUCCUGUCUUUAUUUACCCUAUCUUUUAAAAAUAAAGUUCCAGUACAAGGCUUUCAUACGCUCAUUGCAUCUCAAAGCCUGGUACUCUUGAGAAAUAGAACACAAGAAUGAACAGCUGUCUGCAUUUUUUUUCCUACCUUUAAAACAUUUUAAUAGCAUUGCAGUGGUUCAUGUUAGCAGCUUAGCUUAAAGGACUCAGAGGAAGGGGACACUUUAAGGGGACUCAGUUGGGGGGGGCUCUCCUUUAAGACCUCAGGAUGCAUUGGUGUCCUAUGGUUGAUUGGACUUCAAGGAUCCAACUUCUAUAGAUAGGAAAAAGUUGUGUGUAUUGAAAUAGUAGUGCUACUUGUGUAUUAAUAAACCCCAACUGUGAGACUGCUGUUUCUGGAACGGUGCAAGUAAGAGACAUGGAACUUCAGUAGUAAUAACCAGUAUGAAUUGAGGUGCUAAUUUUGUUUUAUAAUCAGGUGAAUUUUUUUGUGACAGUGACUAAAGGAGAAGAACAAAAUGAAACUGUGAAGUUGAUGGCACUGGGUAACAACAUGAUCGCUGCUUUCAGUCUUCUUGCAAACUACUGGACAGCUUUUGCUCAUGUUUUAAUAAGAACUAUUCAAAUAUAUUUAUUAAAGUUGCA